AUGUCGAUAUUUCAAGCUUCCAAAGACUGUGAGACCCUUUUCGAACAAUGCCUUCGACUACCCGACAUCUUUAACAACAAAUGGGCACUGAACCAACGUGCAAGUUUCAGGCUAUGGGUCGAAUCUAUCGGGGCCUUUGCGCCGCGGUCUGCAUCUGCCGAUGCCCGCCUACAAGGCAAUGAGAAUAUGAAAGCAGCGGUGAUGGAUUUGUUAGAUCUGUUGCAGUUGAACCUUCGUCAAACAAUCGAAGCGUACCAGGAUCCGGCAUUCAUACAAAGCGUAUCAGAGGAGCAGUCGCAGUCAAAUCGCCAGGCUCUUGGGGAAGCGCUGUCGUCGUCGGGGUCUGACGAUGAAGAUGAGGUAGAGAUGGAAGAGGUUUCCUCGCCUCAGGUCAGCGAUCGAGACGAUGACGACAAGUCAACAACGAUGUCUCAGUCGCGACCUGAUCAAGAAGUUGAGAAUGUGUUGUUCCGCCUCCACCAGCUGGCCUUGGCCAUCCGCAGCUCUCGCAGAUUCGACUGGCGUGAGCGAGCGAGCAGAUUCGUCUACCCAGGCUCAGAGGACUUCAGAAAGCAUAUGGAGUGGUAUAUCAGCGAACGAUUCCAACGCGAGUAUCCUGAAGUGCCGCAAUUCAUACGAACGCGUCUAUUGUUGGCCAACGUGAAGCGACGCAACCAGUUCGAAUAUGCGCGAGAACAUGCCUUCAAACUUGCCCAAGACAAGACACGCCCCUCCACUGACCAACAUUCGGCAAGUACAGCAAUCGAAGAUGAAACAGCGGAUGAUCAGCCUCCAGUUGCCCCUUCUCACAAAGAUGCAUUCCAUUCACGAGCCGAAUUGCCAUCCCAAGCACCAUCCAAGUCUAUGCCGAGUACGCAGGCGACAGACUACACCAGUGCCUCAUUCGAGAGAUCCGAGGGUGGAACAGCUUCAAUCUCCAGCGGGAAGACAUUCAAGGAUGGACAGGUCACUUGGCCAUCACCACCAAAGGCCCCUUCCAUCAACCCUGCCUUGCCGUCCUUUCCCUGCCCAUACUGUCGCCGUCCACUACCGACAGAAUAUAGGAGCGACUCAAAGAAGUGGAGGCAACAUGUAAAGAAUGACAUUCAGCCGUAUGUCUGUCUGUUCGAAGAGUGCGCCACCCCUCUCAAGCUCUAUUCGAGGAGUGCCGAUUGGCUCCUUCACAUGCGCAACACCCACGGUGAGAUCCAAUAUGCCUGUUUGGCGCCGAAACAUGACCAUGAGCGUGUCUACUUCAGAACCCCAGAAAGCUACAGGAACCACUUGACGCAGUCUCACGCAAAGACCUUGGUCGGAAACGAACUCGGAGACCUCCUUGUCCGUAGCAUGUGCCGGACGCCGCUCGACCCGAUCUUCCUUGAAUGUCCCAUCUGCCCGGGACCAGACAAAAGCUCGAUUUUGGACAAGAGAAAGCAACCAGAGAGUUUGCCGUCGCUGCCGCAAUCACCUGCCAAGCGUACAAAAGUGGAAGACGCUUUGACGUUGCGAUUGAAAGCGGUUCGAAUACCGAAGAGUGCCGCCACGGAUGAGGAGGUGGAGGGGGAAGAGGAGGAGGAGGAAGAAGACGACGACGAUGAUACAUACAGACACAAACACUCAGAAGAGGCACGGCUUCUACGCCAUAUCAUGGCCCAUCUCCAAUUCAUUGCCUUGAUGGCGCUGCCAUGGUCAGAAGACCUAGGAUCGGCCCAAUCCUCAUCAGUGUCAAUGGGCCAGGGACUGGAGCAUUCAGACGACAAGAUAGAUCCCAAAGAUCAUGAAGGUCCGGUGGACGUUGAGGUUGAACGUUAUGCCGACGAUCCAACAUACCACGACGGCAUCAUGCUCUCUUCGGAAUGGGAGUUCGUUAACAGCUACGGUAAUCCCGCCUUUUCAGUCUCCAGUCAUGGAAGCUCACCUUUAUCAUCUCCUCGACUACCACCGGAUUCCUCUGAUGGUCGCUACACGGAAGUUCGCAUAACGACGGGUAUUGGCGGGCGGAAACACAGGGAGAUUUUCCGAGCAAAGAAACAAGGUCCUCGUCGGAGAGACUAUACGAUAGCUUGGAUAUGCUCCGACUCGCUCGAUUUCCGCGUUGCAACCGCCUUGUUAGAUACAAAGCACCAUAAUUUCCCCAGACAUCGAUGCGAUCCAGCCAACUACGUGCUGGGCACAAUUGGUCGCUGGGAGGUCGUGGUUGCCUAUCAUGAUCCUCAGACGGCCCGGGGUCCUUUGAUUGUGGAUCUGCUCUGGGGCUUUCCCAAGAUUGAGCUCUUCUUGUCGGUUGGAGUUUGCAGCGCUAAUCCUUUACACCACGUUUUCCUUGGAGACGUGGUCGUCGAUACAAGGAGCCCGGACUUGACAUCGCUGAGGCUUGCCGAGCUAGUCCUGAGGACUGGUCCACGUCGGAUCCACAUUGCCUCGGGCACAAAAUCUCUUCGGGAUAUCGACGUCAAGAGCGUCAUGUCAAGCUUUGAACAUACGGAACCCGCCUUGAGAGCGUUUGCCGUCUAUCCUGGACACGAGCGAGACCUUGCUUUCCGUAGAGAGUACCAGCAUGUAGGAAAUCAUCCGAAUUGCAACUUUUGCGACCCGAACCAACAGUUGAUCUCACGAGAUAGGCUCCCUGGUCGCACUCCCCCAGGUAUUCACCAUGCCCGGAUUGCGUUCACGAAACGCCCCGUUGUAGACCCUCGUGGACAACCUUUUUUCGAGUCAGAUCGCAUAUCGUUUGCCAUCGAUGCAAAUGGGCAGGACCUCUACACGACCCUCGCCACCCAGCCUCUUCUGGUCAUUCGUGGGAUUGGCGAUUAUGCUGACUCUCACAAACAAUCGAUUUGGAAGAAUUAUGCUUCUACAGCUGCUGGCGCAUUCACCAAGGCACUUCUACUCCAAUUGGUUGAUAUCAAGCCCGACAUGCUCACAAAAGGGGUGACGGGCUUGAUGUUAGAUUCAAACCAACUGGGCCCUUCGAGUCGCUCCAUUAAGCCAAUGACCAACAAAGAAAUUACCAAAGCGAUCGUCUGUGCCUCCAUCAUUGAAUUUGAGGCUGUGAGGUCGAUGUUCGAUGAACAUUGGGGAAUGUACGGUGCCGAAGCUGAGGACGAUAGUACAUACGCAACCGGCACCAUUAGCGGGCACAAAGUUGUCCUGCAGUUGCUGGGAAACCCCGAAACCCCUGAUCAACCGUCAUUGCUUUUGAGAAGCUUUCCGGCCGUCGAAUUCGCGUUCCUUGUAGGAGUCUGCAGCGCGUUCCCUUCUACCGAAGGGCGCUUUCAUUCCCUCGGCGACGUUUUCAUCUGCAGCCAGAUGGUGGAAAUUGAUUUCAUCUGGAAUAGUCUUGAACGUAUCAUUGACCUGGGUGGUAGAAUCGACGAGAGGUACCAGCGGGCUAUGGAUAUUCGGGCGGCCAUUUCAAAUCUUGAUCGAACUUACAAUCGACAGCUUCUGGAGGCUGAAAUGGAUGGUCAUCUGCGAAAUUUACAAGCUGUGGACAUGGAAUACACAUACCCUGGCAGUCAGUUCGACAGGCUGUAUUCGCCUUUGUACCGGCACAAACAUCGUUCACCUCGCUUCUGCCUCAUCUGCGGCGCUGGCGAGAGCUUGAUAUGCGAUGAUGCGAGAAACGAGUCGUGUGAGGAUGUGGGCUGCGACACAGCGCUUCAGGAACUGACGAAGCUACCAGGGGAGAGUGGUGACGGCGAUGAGGGCGAUGGCGAGGGUGCCGACCACAUUCCGCGUGUUCAUCUGGGUGUAUUGGCAUUUGGGAAUCACGGGCUAUCAUCAGGGCGCCAUCGCGACGAGAUUGCCGACAAAUUCAAGGUCAGCGCCUUCAACACCCACGACAUCGGAUUCCGGCAACUCGUACCUAUGGUCGUGAUCAAAGGGGCCUGCGAUUAUGCCGAUGGCCACCGGAACGACAGGUUUGAGAAAUAUGCGGCCGCCUCGGCGGCAGCUUGCUUGAAAGCCUUCCUCGUUGAGGUGCCUCAGGUGGCAGAGUCGUACAGGCCCAAUUCGGAGGCAGGGCGGGACAUGUUGAGAGACAUGACGAAUUUGGAGAGAGGAAAGAGAAAUGAGCCCCUCGCUUAG
This is a messenger RNA of Fonsecaea pedrosoi CBS 271.37, 4089 nucleotides long. RefSeq lists its product as uncharacterized. Gene Ontology annotation, biological process: nucleoside metabolic process. Gene Ontology annotation, molecular function: catalytic activity. The record is from RefSeq and is a predicted model, not a curated record. Lineage: Eukaryota; Fungi; Ascomycota; Eurotiomycetes; Chaetothyriales; Herpotrichiellaceae. The coding region runs from base 1 to 4089 and encodes 1362 amino acids. The transcript has 3 exons.